GGUGUCGAUACCUAGACUUUGUAUUUUGAAUAUAAUCUCGACGGAGUAUAGAAUAGACAAGGCAAUUAAUUGAAAGCAGAUUACAAUAGAUGAUGUCAGAGAAAGAAGAGACACCAAUAAAGAAUAACUCUGACCAAUCAGUUGAAGGUUCAGGUUUGAAGACUGAAAAACUACCAGAAUCUGGAGCUCAAACACCGGCUACUGAGAAUGCUACCAAUGACGGUACGCCAGCAACCGAGUCACAUGAAGCUGCUGGUGAUAAACCAGCUGAUUUGCAAAAAGAAAGGGAAUUGUUUUCCGAAAGGGUUAAAACUUAUUUGGUUGAGCAAACCAAGCAUGUUGUAAUUCCAUCAUACUCAAAAUGGUUUGAUUUAGAUACUAUUCACCAAAUUGAAAAGAAGCUGUUUCCGGAUUUCUUCCCAAAUAAGCUUCAUUCUGAAACCCCAAGAUCGGUGUAUAAGACACCAGAAGCUUAUAAACAUAUAAGGGAUUUUCUUGUCAAUGCUUAUAGGAUCAAUCCUAUAGAGUAUUUGAGUGUUACUGCUGUUCGUCGUAACCUAGCGGGAGAUGUUGCUACUAUAAUAAGAAUUCAUAAAUUUUUAGAAAAAUGGGGGUUAAUUAAUUAUCAAAUUGAUCCUAGAACCAAAUCUUCUACAGUCGGCCCUCAAUAUACUGGACAUUUUCAAAUAACUUUGGAUACACCCAAAGGAUUAGUUCCUUUAAUCCCAGAAAAUGUUCAAGAUACAAAGAAUGAUUUACCGUCCCCUUCUGCUUCUUCUGUUGAACCAGAAGAAGAAACCAUUAAAAGUGAAGCGGGUAUUCCUUUGAAUUUAGAACUUAGACGUAAUGUUUAUAAUGAUAUUUCAUCAAAAGAUAAUAAUAAUACUAAUCCAGUUCAAUAUUUUUGCAGUAUCACUAAUAAAGAAACUGGAGAUGUUAGAUAUCAUAAUUUGAAAAGUAAAACUUAUGGGAAUAGUGCUUUAAAUCCUGCUAAUGCUUCUAUUAUAAGCUCGGAAGCAUUCGAUCAAGGUUUAUUUCCUUCCAAUUUCCAAUCAUCGGAUUUUGUUAAGUUACAAAAUGAAUCAAGCUCCUCCAAUUGGAGCGAACAAGAAGUUUUACUCUUAUUAGAAGGUGUGGAAAUGUUUGCAUCAUUUGAUUCACAAAAUCAAAGUUAUUUUGUUAAUAAUAAUGGUCAAUGGGAUAAAGUAAGUGAACACGUUGGAACCAAAGAUAGAGAACAAUGUUUGAUCAAAUUUAUUCAAUUACCAAUUGAAGAUAGGUACUUGAAUAAAUUGAUCAAUUCAGGAAAAGAUGAAUCAAGUUCUGGGUUUGAUAAGGAAACCAUAAUACAGGAGGUUGUUAAAAAACUCAUAACAACUCAACAAGGGAAAGAUUUAGUUAAAGAAAAUUCUGAUAAGAAUUUAAAAGAAUCGAUAAUCAAUCAACAAUCUCUUAUUAACCAAACUAUUGAAUUAACUUUGGAAAAAUUUCAAACAAAACUAAAUUUGAUUGAUAAUUUAGAAAAAAAUUUAAUUAAAACUGAAAAUUUACUUAACUUACAAAGAAAACAACUUUUAAUUGAAAGAUGGCAUAAUUUUGAGAAGAUUGAUAAGUUUAAAAAGCAAAAUAACAACCCAGAAUUAAGUAGUCUUUUGGACGAUUUAUUAACUCCAAUCAGCAUUAAUGAAGUUAAUAAGACUUUUAAUAAAGUUAACUUGGAUGACAAAAAAGCCAACUCCAGUGAAAUGGAAAUUGACAAGGAUAGUGCUGAAAAUGACUCUAAUAGAAAUGAAGAUGAAAAUUUACCAAUCAGUAUUACCCAGCCAAAAAGUUACCAAUUCUGGUCCGCUUAAGUUAAGUCUGCUUAGUCUUGUGUAUUUUAUUAUCAGGUGAUUUCAUGGAAGGUUCGUCUUUCUCUAUGUAUGAUUAUUGAAGUGUUUAUUGUCCUCUUCUUAAUAAUUUGAACUUCUGGUGAUUGGCAUAGCCAUGUCUUCUAACCGGU
Molecule: messenger RNA, 2002 nt
Organism: Hyphopichia burtonii NRRL Y-1933
Lineage: Eukaryota; Fungi; Ascomycota; Pichiomycetes; Serinales; Debaryomycetaceae
Exons: 1
Coding region: 90-1853 (587 amino acids)
Biological process (GO): positive regulation of DNA-templated transcription
Cellular component (GO): SWI/SNF complex
Molecular function (GO): histone binding; DNA binding
Source: RefSeq, a predicted model, not a curated record